AUGACGCGACGCGUGACGCGCUCAGUGGGAACGCACCCUAAGCACUAUCUAUUACCGACCGGCGUCUUCCGAUCUUGUGGCGAAGCCGCGCCGCUUAAAACAAUUGAGGAUCCUCUCACGGUCCAGGAGCAAGGAGCAAGUGCUCUAAAGUGCUUUGCAAGCGCCUAUACAACGACAGUGGAUUUCGAACCUCUGAUGUACAAGACGGAUCUUAAAAUAAAGACUUAUACACUAUCAAAUAGUGGAGAAAAGAAAAUAUUUUUGUCAGAGCAAAUUCAUGGUUUCGAUGAAAAAAAGAUUUCAAAAACGAAGCUGUACCGGAUCAAGUGCGCGGAAGGUGAAACACCCAAGCAGGGUUCUGUCGUGGCUUAUGACAAGAAUCGAGAUAGAUUAGAGAAACUUAUUCUCAAGCAGCGUCUUGCAGGUAUUCCAUCCGUUUAUUUGGACUCCGCCUCUGAUCUGACGGAAUCAGAAAGUGAAGACUUGAGAAAAUUAGAAUUAUCAAGAGUUUCUGACAAGAGCGAGAAGAUUUUAGCAAUAAAAUUACAGAAAUUGUCGGAGCAACAUAAAUGCGAUAUGGAAAGUUUAUUCGAAAAUGAAGCAGAAUUUGACGAUGACAUCUACAUUGAAGGAGGACAUGGCGCCGCCGAAUUUGAACAGAAUUUGCAACAUGAAAAUAAUCUUAUAAUGUUCGAUGAGGCUGGCCUCACAGUAUCGGACGUAUUACUGAUGAUUUUCGGCUAUUGUUUGCGGUUUAAUGCGACUUUUGAAGGGAAAAAAGCUCUUAUUGAACUCGUUAAAAGAUUAGCAGGCCCAAAAUUCGAACAAUGGAAUGAUGACCAAUUACGAACGCAUGAGAGUCAUCUUAUGGAUAUGCAAAAGGUUAUCAAUUGCCAACAUCGGGAUAUACGGGGAGUGAAAGGAUUAUCAAUUCUUGCAACUGAUAUGCCCCAUUUUGACAGCAUUUGGGGAUUUCCAGUUGACGUGAUGCAUGGAAUAUUACUUGGACCAGUGAAACAACUAUGGGAAGCUUGGACAACUCCUGGAAGUUCAUAUUAUUUAAAUCACGCAAAAAGAAAGGCUAUUAAUGAACGCAUCAGAAAUAUCCGAGUUCCGCAUGAAAUACAUAGGUUACCGCGAAGUACUUCUGAAAUUAGCAAGUGGAAAGCUUCAGAAAGAUUAUAUUGGGCACUAUAUUAUAGUUUUCCUUGUCUGUACGGAAUUUUAGCUGAUCGCCCUUUGAAGUCUUUCAUGCUUUUGAUUCGUAGCCUUUACACCCUGUUGAAAACUGAAAUCACAGAAGCAGAAUUGCGGAGUACUGAGUAUGAUCUAUUGCAAUUUGUAGGGGAAUGUCAGAUAUUGUACGGGACAUCUGCAAUGACAUUUAAUGUACACAGUUUACUGCAUGUUGUACAAUCUGUGAAAAAAAGCGGACCGUUAUGGGCAACAUCUGCCUUUCCAUUUGAAAAUGGAAUUUAUUUAUGUAAAAAAUGGCUGAAUGGGCCGAGAAUUGUAAGCAUUCAGCUUAGUACGAAAUGGCUGCAGUCGAAUUUGAACGUUGAAAAAUGUAACGUUGAGCUACUAGGCGCAUCCGAUGAUCCACAAGACUACGAUAAAUAUCUCAUAUCUUUGGUUGUAAACAAUUUAAAUGCAAAACCAAAAUUAUUCAGCCGUUGUAAAUUUAAGAAUGCAAUAUUUCACGGCACAUCGUACUCCAGACGCACGAGAAAUGACGAUAGUAUAGUAAUGUUAAAUUGUAACAAAAUUAUUCAAAUUCGCUUAUUUGUUCACGUCAAUGGAAAAUACUUUGUGAUAGCAGCUCCUCUUACUACUACACCAGUAACAAGUCCUAUUAAAUUACCACACAUGGCAGAAAUACUCGAAGUAGGAAAUGAUUUUCAAAUGUAUGACAUUGAUGCCAUAAAACGGAAACUCGAUAAUCGCGAUAAUAACAGAAAGAAAAUCGACAAUGAACGUAGUAAAUCCGUGACGUCCAAUAAAGUUACGAAAAAGGAUUCUCCGUGUGAAAGAGGAAUAAAAAAAAAUAUUGUUAUUGACAAAGAAAAUGACGAUGUCAGAAAAGGAAUUACGCCAUUGCCUAAGAAAGGAAUGGAUAUAAAGAGCAAUGAAAAUACCACAAAAAGGGAACUGGAUGAUACAUCGUUACCGAGCAGCAUCAAAAAACCAAGAAUAAUUGAAACGAUGAUAAUAAAGAGUGCUUCACCCAAGUUACUGGAAAGAAAAUCAAAUGCGCUGAUUACUGGAACGCAGAGACCGUCCAUCAAACCGGCGAAUGAUCCAACACUAGAUAGAACGUUGGAAGACUUACGAAAGCAGUAUGCUGCGGAGAAGAAAAAAGUGAAGCAACUGAAUACCGCUUUAGAGUUGGUCAAGGUUGAAAAUGAUAAUUUAAAAGCAAUGAAUGUGGAGAUGACGGGACUGAAUAUAGAAUUGCAGAAAACUGUUAUCAGUUAUGUAAAACAAUUGACAGAAGGGGAUAACAAUGCUGUACUACUGAACCCACAGGAGAACAUUAUUAAUGCUGUUCCGUCAGUGGGGUAUGUACGCCAACAUGACAAGAAGAUCCAUCUAGGCGAAGGAGUCUGGAUUGAAAAGGGACAGUACGAUUUGUGUACUUAUCACGCCAAAAACAGUUAUCAAUUGUUUGUAAAAGAUUUAGCACUGUCCGUAUUUGGGCCAGAAGUACUGAAAAAUAGCAGCGUGACAGGCUCAGCAUCACGCAAAAAUCCAAACAAGCCAGCUUUCCCCAGACUCGAUCCAGUAAAGCUUACGGCCAUUCACAGUAAGAUUAUUAUAAUGCGAAUACAAGUCGAAAAUGAACAUCAUACUUAUGGCUCCUGA
Wasmannia auropunctata (little fire ant) is the source of this 2862-nucleotide messenger RNA. RefSeq lists its product as uncharacterized. Gene Ontology annotation, molecular function: DNA binding. Lineage: Eukaryota; Metazoa; Arthropoda; Insecta; Hymenoptera; Formicidae. The coding region runs from base 1 to 2862 and encodes 953 amino acids. The transcript has 13 exons. The record is from RefSeq and is a predicted model, not a curated record.